ACGGUUUGACCAAUCACAGUGAGUUACAUUUUUGAAUUCGUUCCCAGAGGGUGGAGAUUUUAUCUUGUCGCCAUAUUGUGUGCGGCUGUGAGUUCUGGGUGUGAAUAAUUUUGAUAAUACAAGUGUUACUUGCAGUCUUCUUUUAUUGGAUUAAUCAUUCUAAAAGCUCAGGGGCAGCAUGGGAGCUAAGCAGAGCAAGCGCUCGGUGGACAUCAGCGGCAAGGAGGCCGACGGCGCCGGCGAGGUGGCCGCGGCGGGGGCGGGGGGCGAAGGCCGAGUGGAGGCCCUGGCAGACGCCGACGUCAAGCCCCAGCUCAACGGCGAUGCGCACAUCACAGAGACUACAGAGAAGGAGAAGCAAAUAGACAACGGAACGGCCGAAAACGAAAAGGACGCGACCACCGAGAAGGAGAACAAGGAACAGGACGAGGAAAAGAAGGAGGCGCCCGUGACCAACGGCGACACCGAACCCAAACCCGAGAGUGGCGAGACUCCCUCCCCCGAGGACAACAAAAAACCCAAGAAGGAGAAGGUCAAAAAGAAAUGGUCGCUGCGGUCGAUCAGUUUCAGUAGAAAAGACAAACCGAAGCAAGAGAAAAAGCAAAAAGACGAGGACAAAACUAACGGCGAGCCGGAGAAAGUUCCCGAGGAGAGCGCAGAAACUGUUGCCGAAACCGAGAAGAAUGAAGCGGCUCCCGAAACCACUACACCGGAAGCUAAAGAAGACAAAACCCCCGAAACUCCAGUUACAGAGCCCCUCACUAACGGAAGCAGUACACCUGAGACACCGAAAGUAGAAACACCCGCAGAGAAAACGGUUGAACCUAAAACCGAAAUCGCGAAGCCCGAAGCGAAAGUCGAACCAGAGCAGUUGCCAGUCAAUGGUUUAUCUUUGGAAGAAACCCCAAAAAAUGAUUCCGAAUCAGAUAAAACCGAAUCCAGCAAACCCGAGGAAAUUAAAGCUGAACCGAUCGUCCCAGCUACUGAGAUUCCCGUGAAAAACGAGGUUUGUGUUGAACAAAUGCCUUUAAUAGAGCCUACGCCUCCACCACUCCCCGCUACUCCUCCUCCUUCGUCUGUGGCCUCCUUCGCCGCUACCACUAUGGCACCAGAACUGACUGAUGCUUCACUCGCUAAUACUGCUCACGUCGUACCCGAUACGACCGCCGUCCCAGACACUAAUACAGACACAGAAAUUGUUAACUUUGCACCGGAACCGACCUUCACACCCAAAGAAGUCACUGAAGAUAACGAAACUAUAAAGGAGACUACAGUUGUGCCAGACAGUUGCCCGCUCGAAGAAGAAAAAAAUGGUGACGAAACGUCCGCACAAACGACCGAACCAGAGAAAUUGAAUAAUCACGAGGACACCGAAAUACAUGAAAAUGAAAAGCCAUGCCUGAUCACGGAUAACGACAAAGAGGCAGAAAUUUUACCGCCCCCACCGGAAGAGAAGGAAACAGAUAUUUUACCCCCACCACCUGCAGAGCUAGUGAACGAUAACUCCAUUGAUAAUGCCGAGGACAACAAAGACGAUGAAAUCAAAAAUGAAGUACCCACGGAAAUAAAAGCUAGCGAAAAUGACUACACCGACAUCGAAAACCUUAAAAACAAAGCCAAAGAUUUACAGAUUAAUUCAGUCGCCGCUCCCGAACAAAACGGUGAUAUUGAAAUAGAGCCCGUAGUAAUGAAUGGAGAUUCGGAAGUCGACGGGCACACGGAUUCCCCGAAGCCCGUAGCGACCCCCGAAGACUCGAUGCCCCCGUCGCUGUCCGAGACGAUGGAAUCUUUACCCCCGCAAGGCGGCGACUUCGCUAGCAAUGAUGUGUCGGAGUCGUUCCCGGAGCCCCCGAGCGAUAAUAACUGUCCGUCCGAGACAGAGAUCACGCAACCUGGCACCCCAGAGCGAAACGGCGAAGCGCCCUCAGACCCGACACAGGAUACUCUAUUAACGUCCGACAAGAUGGCCGAUUUAAUACCAGAGGUCCCCGUGAUUCCCGAGCUCAAUUCUGAAUCGGUGACUGCAACCGAUGUGGAAGUAGCAAAUUAAAGAUGCACCACCGACGGCCACAGUACGAGCAUCGCGAGACUCCGUGUAUGAGCCUUUAUUUAUUACGUCGAGCCGAGCGGCGCGCGGGCCGGGCGGACGGCGCGGCCCGCUCCCGCCGGCGGCCGGGUUUCAGUUGCCGCGUACGUGGAUGAGUUAUGUGACCUUAUAUAUAGAACGAUUGUAGUUUAAGUUUAGCGUGCUUUGCUUCUGUAAAAUUAAGGUUCUAUAUUAUGUUCUAAAUUCGCUAGAAUCGAUCUUUUAUAUUAUACGAUAACAAAGUUACGUAGGCAGUAUACGGUGCGAUAAGUUGGUGCCAUUAUUACAGGGGUAUUAGAUGUGGCGUUUGGCGUAUAUAUCUCUCUCUCUCUCUCUCAUAGUUUGCUAAUACGUUAUUAUGUGCGUGUCGUUUACGAUCUUUUGAUUGGUUUAUAAGAAUUAUAUUGAAUUGAAUAUGAAUAUUAUUGUAAACUUUCGUGACAUUAUUGUAGCACGGCGGUUGCUAUCGGUGGCAUCUUAUUAAUAAAUUAUGUCGUAAGUAAUUCAAUCUUUAGGUUAAAUAACGUUUGAACUCUGUGUAAUGUCUGUAGCUCUGUACUACUAUUGUCCGGGCCGAAAAAUGCCUCGUUUUUCUCAAAUUUGAAUAUUCCCAGCUGUUAGAAAUGAGUCUAAUAUAUACUGGAAAUAUUAAAAGUUCGAACGCAAGAUUUUUGAAAUCUUUGUCGAUUUCGUUUGAAAUUAACAUACAAUUUGAUAUCAUAUAAGCACAUAAUCUAAUAUUUCAUGGACAUAUUUCAUGAGUUUAGGCUUAAAUAUUAUAUGACUAUUAUGUAUAUAUGAAAAACAUUCAUACAUUUCAAAAUUUUCCUUCGUUUAUGUUAAUAAUGAGAAUAUUUGUAUAUUGUUAUAAAUUAUGUAAUGCACACAAAUAUUUUAUUACUAAUUGAUAUUAUCAGUUUUAAUCAUAUUUUACUCGUAAUUCGUAAUUAUAAUUUAUGAAAUGUAAAAAUUUUAGUUCUUUAGCUGUCUCUGCAACAAAACAAAAUCAUCAACAUUUAGAAGUAUGAGUUUAGUUGGAGUAAAACAUUUGCAUUGCAAAAAAGGAACAUCAUACAUAAGGGUCUCCAUACUCUCGAACGAAGAGUGAAUUUAUUAAUAAUGGACUUUGUAUCAGUGGCCAAGUUUUUUGAUUAAUGUAUACUAUUUUUACGAAUAUACAAACAUACAAUUUGAUUAUAUUGUACUAUUUAGACGUGUAGUAUUUGUAACAUGUUAGUGGCUCCUACUGCUAGUGUAUGUUUUGAACCUCAUACAUAUUAGGCAAUUAAAUUUACGUAGGGUUUGAUAUUAUUAUACAGGUAUUGAUAUUUUUGAUGUCCAUUGUGAUGAUUUCCACAAUCUUUUUUUGUAAUUUUAUACAUUUUUAUGAAAUUUAAAGUGACACAUCUGCAUAGAGGGGGGUAACUCCUUUAUAAAUUAGCAGUAUACAAGUGAGACAUUCCAUAUCUAUAGUAAUUCCGCUAUUACAACAGUAAAUAUUAUAUGUUUAGCGUACCCUAAAACUUUGUACUGAACAGCGGUACGGCUUUAAAUAUUACGUUUAAAGCUAACAACAAUUUACUAACAUUAGUAGUAAGCCGUCAGCAAGAAUACUUUGCUCGCAUUUUUGUCCAUGAUAUUUUUUCCAUGUAAUAAAAGUACUUGGAUAGUCAAAGAAUUUAUACAAUUACUGUAAAAAAGUAGAAGCAUGCAUAAUUUAUCCUCAAGAUACAUUACGCAUAAAUAAUAACCAUAUUAUAAUUACGAUAUUAUUACAAUUUAUUGACUGAGAUGUGAAAAGGCUAACAUUAGGACUAAAACAAACCCACCUUGAGGCUUGUCACCUUUUUAAAAAUUGCUUAGUCGUCGCAGAAGUGACACAGAUUUCUUUGCUCACUUAUAACAAUAUGUAAUUAUGUAUAUGAUUUUUAAAUGUACUUUAAUUAUAGCGUUUAUAUUUUUUUUAUGAAGUCGAUGUGUGAAUGUCUCGUAAUCAAUAAAAUUUUAAACAUCA
Molecule: messenger RNA, 4100 nt
Organism: Aricia agestis (brown argus)
Lineage: Eukaryota; Metazoa; Arthropoda; Insecta; Lepidoptera; Lycaenidae
Gene: Akap200
Product: A-kinase anchor protein 200
Exons: 7
Coding region: 179-2050 (623 amino acids)
Source: RefSeq, a predicted model, not a curated record